CUGUAUGCGUGAAAACAGAAAAUCUAUAAUUUUGAGUGUUUAUUACGAAAAAAAAUAAUAAAACAAAAUUAUUUUAACAAAAAAAAAAUGUUGAGUUAUCAAAUAAAACGAGGUUAAGUUCAAAUCGUUCAGUGCUAAAAAAAUGUAGUGUAUUUCCAUGAAAAAUUUAAUCGAAAGUUGUUUUCCCCUUUCACUGUCACCUGUCACAAUCACAAAAGCAUUCAAUUCUAAUUAGAAAUCAGCCAAGUUUAAUUUAGUUAAUCAACCAAAUCAAAAUGAAUCAUUUCAAUUACAUUCCAACGACUGAAUCGACAGAGUUUGAAUUACUAGAGAGUCAAAGUCAGACUGAGACAAUGUCAAUGGUUACGGAUGAAGCAAAUGCAAUGGAUAAUUUGUAUCCGGCAUUGAUACAAUGUUUUGCGGUUAUACUUUGUGGAUACAUCGCUGGUCGCAUGAAACUGAUAUCAGAAAGUGGUAUGAAAGGUUUGAACACAUUUGUGGGUACGUUCAGUUUACCAUCACUGAUAUUUUUAUCGUUGGCUGAGUUAGAUUUGUCAGCAGUGAAUUGGCUCUUCUUGCUAUCAAUAUUUAUUGCUAAAAGUAUUGUAUUCUUUGCUGUGAUAGUUCUAACGAUUCUCGUCACUAGACCCAUUAAUUUAGGCAGUGCUGGUUUACACGCCAUCUUUUGUACCCAAUCGAAUGAUUUUGCUAUUGGAUAUCCUAUCGUUUCAGCAUUGUAUGCUAAAACACAUCCAGAAUUUGCAUCAUAUUUAUAUUUAAUGGCACCGAUCAGUUUGGUCAUGUUAAAUCCGAUUGCAUUCAUUUUAAUGGAAAUACAAAAAAUGAAACGGAAUCCUGGAACAGAUGCAGCAAGUGGUACUAAUUCAAAUACAAGCAGUAUGGAAUCAUCAAAUCCACCGCUACAAAUUACUAAUCCAUUCAAAAUGGUCCUGUCCGUUAUUAGGAAUGUUCUACUCAAUCCAAUUGUUACAAUGACCAUUUUGGGUAUUAUUGGUAAUUUAUUGUUUCAUCAUCAAAUUCCAGUUGUUGUGCGUCCUAUUUUAAAUGUAUUAGGUUCAGCUUUCAGUGGAACAGCAUUGUUCUCAUUGGGCUUGCGCAUGGUGAACAAAGUGAACAAAUUGAAAGGUGAUGGUCUAGUGGUUCCAGGCAUUCUAAUUAUUGUCAAAUUGUUAGUUCUACCGCUAGUGAUUCGUGAAACAGUCAGUGUACUUCAUACCGGCUUCAAUCAAACGGAAACAUUGGAUUUAAGUACGUAUGGUUUCUUGUAUGGAACAUUUCCAAGUGCACCCGGUGUUUAUGUGUUUGCCUCACAGUAUAACAUUGAAGUUGAUCUGACGGCUAGUUCCAUGGUUGUAUGUACAUUUUUAAGUGCACCAUUAAUGUACAUUUCGGCAAAAAUGAUAUCGAUAACUCGAUUGAAUCCACAUGAAUAUUUACCAGCGUUAGAUACGUACUCGUUUGAAGUAGCCAUUGCAAGUUUAGUGGCAUGUGUUUGGCUAAUAUUUGUAUUUUUACUAACCAAAAAGUACAGUCGAGUUCCACAUCGAAUCACAUUAUGUUUAAUUGUUUCACAGAUGUUAUCUUCAAUUGGAAUGAUUCUUUGGUACACAGUUGCUAAAAGUCAAGAUUUUAUGUAUGUGUUUGAAUUUUUAAUUUAUACGACUGGAGUUUAUAGUUCUCGAAUUUGGACCGCAUUUUUAUCAAUUACAUUACUCUUCUUACAAUGUCGAAGUUUAUGUUUUGUAUUGAAGUUACAACCAUUUUUUAUAAUAUUUGGAUGGGGAAUACCAAUUUUAAUUGCUAUGGUUUUAUUAAUAUUUGAUCAACAAAAUCCAAUACCAUUUGAUAAACAGAAUCCAAAUUUUCAAUAUGGCGCUGUUCAAGCAGCUAUUUCUGUCUUUAUCUUAAUCAUGUGUUUUAUAGUAUCUGUGGGAUGUUUAAUAUUACAACAACGAUAUCGUAAGAGAUAUGAACAAUAUUUAUCAUUGAUCCAUGAUAUAUCAUCCGCUGACACAAACUGUGUGAACAGCAACACUACUGACACGGAAGAUGAGAGUGAAGUGUCACGCACAACCAUACGUCAUGACACCUUACGUUCCUUACCGACAAUAACCGAAGUGGAUAAUCGUCAAGUACCUGAUAUUGAAGAUUUACUAGAGAAUGUCAUGACAAACUCAAUACUAAGUAAUCUUACACCACGUGCAAAUGAUGUUCUAAAUCCCGAUCCCGAAAUGUGUCCAAGUCGUUUUCGAUGUCGUCGUGAGAAUUGUCACAGCACAAUACAAAGCUAUCAACAAGUCAAUAGCAAUCAUCGUAAUUCCUCAACGAAUUCGGCUGAGUUACCUUUAAAUCGUACUCCUUCGGCUUGUGUCCCACCAGCUAAUGAACCCGAAGCACAAAUUUUGAAACAUGUUAUAUUAAUUAUUUUACUGUUAGCAUCCAUGUUUACUGGUUUGGCUGUUUCUAUUUGGACACUAAUUAUGGAACAAAUGAGUGGGAUUUAUAUUGAACUAGCAUUCUUGGAUGCAACACUGAAUUGUGGCCAAAGUUUAAUUGUGUUCGCUGUUUUUGGAACGCAUUUUAAAGAUUUACGACCAAUUAUGAAGGUGAUUAAGAAAAUAUAUUAUGGUGCAAACUCGUUUAUUACGUCUAACGAUAACGAAUUAUCCUUCGAAACGAAGUUCAUUUGUGAACAGUUUGUUAUGCAUCAUGUUCGAAAUUGUGAACAAGCUAUUAGUGCUAACAAAAGGCAUAUGCUAAAAACGUACAAACGCGCAUUUACUGGUGCACAAUUGGUUGAUUGGCUACUAGAUGUAAGUCUCGCACAAGAAAGGGUUGAAGCUGCACAUUACGCUCAACACUUACUUUGGGGUCAGGUGAUUCGUCAUGUGGAUGGUAGAAGACAAUUUCGUGACUCAAAUUUACUGUAUACAUUUGAGCACUAAACUGUGUUAACAACCAGAACACAUCAAAAGCAAGAUCAAAAAUUUCGAAUGAAAAUUAAAAAAAACAAAAACAUUUUCAUUCUAGAACAGAAUACCCUAAAUCAAAAACUGAAGACUGUUGUUUAUUGCGGCCAAAUCACACAUAAAUUGAUCCAACCCCAAUUUUAUAUAUACAGAGUGUCACACCAAUACAUAGCGGCUUUUGUAUCAUCGAAUUUUGCACAUAAAAAUAAGUAAUUCGACCUUUUUUAAGGGGUUAUAUCCAGUUGCAAAAAACACGUUUUUAAAAAACGUAAACAUAUAGGACGUUUAUUUAAUUUUAAAGUCUCGUUGUCCGAAUUCAAAAAUUUGAUACGGUACUGCUCCUGUUGGCGAUCUUUUGGAGGUCCUUCAAAAAAAGUUAUCCGGCGGGGAGCACCAUAUAUCUGGUUAAAACUAUCCAGAAAAUUUCUUUAGUCGAUAGAUGAAUACAGGUA
Molecule: messenger RNA, 3442 nt
Organism: Chrysoperla carnea
Lineage: Eukaryota; Metazoa; Arthropoda; Insecta; Neuroptera; Chrysopidae
Gene: anchor
Product: integral membrane protein GPR155
Exons: 9
Coding region: 276-2966 (896 amino acids)
Biological process (GO): intracellular signal transduction; cell surface receptor signaling pathway; transmembrane transport
Cellular component (GO): membrane
Molecular function (GO): transmembrane signaling receptor activity
Source: RefSeq, a predicted model, not a curated record